AUGGCCUUCCUGUCGUGCUCCGACUUCUCCCCGCUCUUCCGCCUGCUGGAUGACUACGAGACCCACCGCUCGCGCCCCGCGCCAUCCACAGCCCGAAGUCCAUCCACCAGAACCACAUCGGCCCCCACCCGCCGGUCAUUCUUCACCCCGGCAUUCGAUGUGCGCGAGCUGAACGAGGCCUACUACCUGGACGGCGAGCUGCCAGGCGUAGACCAGAGCAACAUCGACAUCGAAUUCAGCGACCCGCAGACCCUCGUCAUCAAGGGCCGCACCGAACGCAACUACCAGUCGCAGUCCUCGCCGGCCGAGGCCCAGGUCACUCCUAGCUCCAGCCGCGCCACCUCUCCCCAAUGGCGGCAGCCUACGGUCGAAGAUGAGAACGAGGACGAGGACACGGACGUGUCUGACGCCCGCUCUACGUCGACGGCUGCAUCCACGACCUCCACCGCGGCCGUGAUGGUGCAGAAGCCCUCUGCAGCCCCGCCCUCAGCCGGCCACUACUGGGCGGCAGAGCGGUCAAUCGGCGAGUUCCAGCGGACGUUCAGCUUCCCAGCGCGGGUGAACCAGGACGGGGUGCGCGCUUCGUUGAAGAACGGCAUUCUCUCCGUGAUCGUGCCCAAGGAAGCGGCGCCAAAAACGAAGAAGAUCCGCAUCUACUAG
Molecule: messenger RNA, 660 nt
Organism: Penicillium canariense
Lineage: Eukaryota; Fungi; Ascomycota; Eurotiomycetes; Eurotiales; Aspergillaceae
Product: Hsp20/alpha crystallin family protein
Exons: 1
Coding region: 1-660 (219 amino acids)
Biological process (GO): protein complex oligomerization; protein folding; response to salt stress
Source: RefSeq, a predicted model, not a curated record